Molecule: messenger RNA, 969 nt
Organism: Laetiporus sulphureus 93-53
Lineage: Eukaryota; Fungi; Basidiomycota; Agaricomycetes; Polyporales; Laetiporaceae
Exons: 4
Coding region: 1-969 (322 amino acids)
Source: RefSeq, a predicted model, not a curated record
AUGUACUCGGACACACUCCCAGAAGCGCAAGACCCCGUCUCUUCCUCCAGCGAGCUCGGUCCGUCCUUCGGUACCGGCGAGCUGCAGUACCCCCCGAACGAGUACCCUUCCAGCGAGCCCGACUCCGUCAGCUCAGAUGCAGAGUCGUCCGUUCCCCAUGGCAGCGACACGCUCGCGUCCGGCCUCUUCAGCCUCAGGCUUGCCCCGCAGAACGGCCAGGCCGUACCCCCGCCGCAGUACUCCCCGUCGCAGACAGAGAGCGACUACUUCGAGCACGACCCAUUCGCGACCGAGUCGCCCGUGGACGCGCGCAGCCCCACCACACCCUCCUCGUCCGUAUUUGCAACACCGCUCUCCGCUCCUCCCGGCACGCACAAUGAACAGUUCGGGAGUGUCGACGCACCGACAUUGACAGCACCCUACUUCUUCCCGCCACAGCUCUCUGAAGCCGGCCCCGCAAGGACGAUGGGCAGGAACUUGGCGGGGCCACAGGGGUCGCCUACAGGGGGGAGCCGGCUCGACCUCGCACAUCCAUACGCGCGCCUGCCGACGAACAAGGACGGCACCAAGCGGCGCAGGAUGUGGAACCAUCUGCUCGAGAAGUCAAUCUUCACUCCACAGGAGAUAUCGACCAUGACUGCGCCCCACCGGCGAACAAUAUAUACCGCGAGUCUCGAGGCGCACAUCGACCAGCUGCAUACGCAGCUGCUUGGCUAUGCACUUUUCCCCGUUCCGUUCGAGAAGCUGGAGCGCUUCCGCGGGCUUAACUUCAGGACAGCCAAGAGCAUGGUCGCGGGUUUGUACCGAGACGCGGUGGCUUUGAAGAUGAAGAAGCUCGCGCUGGAUCGAGCGAGCCACGCCAUACGCAAUCAGCUAUACGGUCCUUCUGACGCGGGCCCGCCACCAACACCGCCCUACCCACAUUUGGGAAGUUCCAGCUCUAGCCUGCGCCGGCAUUCCCUGGAGUAG